Molecule: messenger RNA, 6628 nt
Organism: Leptopilina heterotoma
Lineage: Eukaryota; Metazoa; Arthropoda; Insecta; Hymenoptera; Figitidae
Product: collagen alpha-1(I) chain-like
Exons: 31
Coding region: 1579-6168 (1529 amino acids)
Molecular function (GO): extracellular matrix structural constituent
Source: RefSeq, a predicted model, not a curated record
GUGGAAUGAGAUAUUUGUUUGAUUCGCGUAUGUGUAACAAUGUUAUACAGUCUAUUUCCUAAACGAGUUUUACAUAUUAUCCCGGUUAUUAGAAAUAGUGGCAACUCUGAUUUACUGCCGUUUGAACUAAGGAACAGGGCGCGGGUCAAAAUAGUUUAUUGUGGUUAAUACUAAGUAUGUGUGACGGUUGUUGAGAAUGCGGUCAAAACGAUGAUCAUUGUCUUAUAUGCAUGUUGAUAACGAGUCCACUAUUUAAACGAUUUAAACUCACAAGCUUGUCAAAUUACCGCAGGGACCGCAGGGUUAAACUAGUACUUGGAACCUACUUAUUUUAGGAAACAAUGUGUCAAUAUUUUAUUCUUACUUUUUCAUUUUAUUCCCAAUUUUUCCACUUUUCUUUGUCACUAAACAUGUUUUUCUUCAUCUUCUUAAGGUUUUAGGCGCACUGUCAACUGUCAACAACAAACAUGUCUAAAAUUGACAUGUUUAUGAAUUUCUGCAAUUUAAAUAAAAUUACUUGUAAGAAAUAAGGGUCUAUUCACAAACUAUGUAAGAUUUUAAUUUAAGGGGUUUUUUUGGGGGGGGGUCGGAGCUAUUUUUUUACGGUAAAUAGUAAAAUUGCCCUAAUGUGUAGUAACUUUUUUCACUUGUAGAGGAGGUGAAAAUUUGCAAAAAAAUGUUCUACAUUGUGAAUGCCCCCCUAAGGAUGCGUGUGCAAAUUAAUAACAACAUUGUCGAAUGGGUCAUUGAGUGCAACUAUUAUUUUUCUUUUUCCGCAUUAUUUCCCAGACAAAUUAUCCGAUACAUUCUAAAGAAUUAUUCACUUUUUUCCUCUUCUUUUCUAGUGAAAACAAUUUUAUUAACAUCAUUUAUUUUUGCCUAUAUUCAAAAAUAUUUGUGCCGCGCUACCGAGAAAAAAUUUUUGAGGUUAUGUUUAUAAUUUUUUGAAUUUUUUGAGUGAAAAUACAAAAGGAGAAUCAAUUAUUAUUAAAAGUUAAUCAUCUUCAAGUCUUUAGUACCCAAAAUACUGAAUAAAGACGGUUUUUAAAUUUACAUAAGUAACUAAAAGGGAACUUUUAAAGAAGAAGAAAAGGAACACAAACAACCUAUAAUAAUUCAAGGGCUUAUUUAUUUUCUUAAGAAAAAUGUCGACUAAAUUCACAACCACGUGAAAUUAUAAUAUGAAAGAUGUUAAUAAUAAUAGUAAUACAAAAUAAGUAAGUAAAAAUAAUAAUAAUAAUCGAUGAUUUUUGCUUCUGAUUGAGAUAAUCGUAACACAUGUAAAUAUGCAAGUGCGAUCCGGAGAAAAGUUCUCUGACACGUUAACGCGAAAGAAAUUAAGUGAAAAAAGGAGGAAGAUGGCUCAUGGGAAGAGUUGGCGAAAAAAUGCAAGAAGAGGGGUGAAGUUUUGCUACUCCGGAGGAUGAUGACCUCUUCUGCGAUGGAAGCAUCUGCUAAAUAGAUGACACGAGUCUUGUCACAUGUCUAGUUUGCCCUCAAGCACAGUGAGAGCCGGGUUGGCUCUAGUGGUGGAGGAAAUCAGGAAGUGAAAAAAGAAGAGACAACAAUCGGCGGCAAAUGGGGAAGAGGACCACCAUUCUUUUAAUCGCAGCUUUCCUCGUGGUCCAAAAUUUGGCCCAAUUGGAGUCUGCAAAAACGAAAAGACAUCGACCGAAACCAACUCAAUUGCCGAAUGUUCAUUCGGAUUUAUACUCGGAAUAUGAGGAUUAUUACGAGGAGUACGACGAGAGUAAUGAAACAUCUACAGAGGAAACUCAAACGGAAACUGUACAUUAUUCCGCACCUGGAAUUUAUGGACACUCGAGAUUUUCCGAAUCGACACCCGUUUCGAUAACAGUGAGACCUGUUUAUUCUUCUCAAUCAACAUCUGACACUCCAAACACAGAAAAUGAAAAUACAAUUUGCGAAUAUGAAGGAAUUUUUCGAAGACAUGGAGAGGAGUGGAAGCCAAAUAAUUGCACACUUUGCAUAUGCAAUCGUGGAAAACCCGACUGUUCACAUCUCAUUCCGUGCACAAUAAAUGAUUCGGAAUCUUUGGAAAAUUCGGAUUCAGAAACAGAAGAGCCAGAAAAUGAUCAAUCAUCAGAAAUCAUUCCUGGUGAAAGUAAUCGAGUCAACUCUGUAUAUUCCGGAUCACGCGAUGAUUCUAUGUCAACUGCACGACCAACACGUUCCGAUAUUUCUGGUUCUCCUGCUCCUGAUGUUUCCAUGUAUUAUCAACAAUUAGCUAUGGCUCAAGGAAGUGACGAGAAAGGACCUUCAGGACCGGAUCCUUUUGCCUAUAUUCACGCACAAACUGGACCUUCCGGUCCACGUGGUCCUCCAGGACCACAAGGACUUCCUGGACCGCAGGGUUUUCCUGGUCCGAGAGGAGAACCAGGAGAUUCAGGACCUCCAGGAGUUGCCGGACCACCUGGAAAUAGAGGACUGCCGGGAUUUCCCGGAAAAGACGGAGAGCCUGGAGAAGAUGGGGAUGUCGGUGUUCAAGGACCUCCAGGAACUCCAGGUCCCAGGGGUUCGACAGGUCUGCCGGGUCUUCCUGGAAUGAAAGGACAUCGAGGAUUUCCUGGUUCGGACGGAGCUAAAGGAGACCUAGGUCCGGUCGGUGAAAAAGGGCCACUAGGUCCUUCGGGUCCUAGUGGACCAAUUGGACAAAUGGGACCACCUGGUUCUCGUGGCGAGAGAGGAAGGGAAGGACUGCCAGGACCACCAGGACUUAGAGGAAUCGAUGGAAUGAUUGGACCUCCAGGACAAUCCGGUCCUAUUGGAAAAUCUGGAGCUCCAGGUUUUCCGGGUCAUCCGGGUGCAAAAGGAGAUCAAGGAACGCAGGGAACAAAAGGAAGUCAAGGUUCUCCAGGUCCAAGGGGAGAAACGGGUCGUACGGGUCUUGUGGGUGAGGCGGGUCCACAAGGUCCGUCGGGAAAGGACGGUCAACAAGGGGAAAAAGGAAAUGCCGGUAUUGUCGGCGCUGUUGGACUUCCUGGUUUUCCUGGAUCAAGAGGACUACCGGGUAUGUCCGGCAGUCCUGGAACACCUGGCGAGAAAGGAAUUCCUGGUGAACCUGGAGAAAAAGGAUUCAAAGGUGAAGUGGGCGUAAAAGGCGAUUCGGGACCCCCAGGACCUCGUGGUUUGCCAGGUGUCGCCGGCUCAGAAGGAAAGAGGGGUAAGAGGGGAAUGCGCGGUCCACCAGGUUCUGCUGGUCCACCUGGAGAGCGAGGAAUACUCGGACCAAGAGGACCUCCUGGCAGUGAAGGUCCCAUUGGCCCCAAAGGUCAGACUGGAGAGCGAGGAGGAGCUGGUCCUGCAGGACCCAAGGGAAGUCCAGGAGAAAUUGGACGUCAGGGACUUCCAGGAUUGCAGGGAAUACGGGGAGCAACGGGAAGAGCUGGCCCCGCUGGUAAACCGGGACUUCCUGGAGAGCGUGGAGUCGUUGGAGCGGAGGGAAAGACUGGUGAACAAGGACCUGUUGGUCCACAAGGAAUUCCUGGUCCACCUGGACCACUGGGAGAAAAAGGAUUUCACGGAGAUCCUGGAAAAGACGGAGAAGCUGGUCUUCCUGGACCGCCGGGAGUAAAAGGUGAAACUGGCAAACCGGGUCCUAUGGGAGUUCAAGGCCCGACAGGUUUAACAGGAACUGCUGGUGAUAAAGGACCUCCGGGUCCCAUCGGUUCACGAGGAUUUCAAGGAUUACCGGGGGCGCCAGGAAAUCCAGGAACGCCGGGAAAAGAUGGAGAAGUUGGACCGCGAGGACAAGCGGGACCACCAGGAAGUUCUGGAAAUAGAGGCGAAAGGGGAGCUCCUGGAGAAAGGGGCCCUGUCGGAGCCACUGGACUCGGCGGUACCAAGGGCGAAAUUGGAGCACCAGGCGUUGACGGUCUCAAUGGUCUUCCGGGACCUAAAGGUGAAAGAGGAAUUUCCGGAGUUUCCGGUUUGCUUGGUUUGCCGGGUUUGAAGGGACCCGCUGGUGACGCAGGACCGAAAGGUGAUAAGGGUACAACUGGUCCUCUGGGUCCUGAAGGCCAACAAGGUCGGACGGGAGAUCGUGGUCCACAGGGACUGACAGGUCCGCCCGGACCUGCUGGAGAACCGGCAGAGAGAGGAGAUCCGGGUCCGCCAGGUCCCUUAGGCGAAAGUGGACCUCCUGGAGGUCCUGGUGAGAGAGGCUUGCAAGGACCUCAAGGUAAUCAAGGAUUUCCAGGACCACCGGGUUUGAUUGGACUUCCGGGCGCGAAGGGGGAUUCAGGACAUUCUGGAUUGAAGGGCGACAGGGGAAGUCAAGGUCUACCAGGCGCUCCUGGUGAAUUGGGUCCUCAAGGGAGACACGGACCGCAGGGUGUGAAAGGAUCUCGAGGUGAACCUGGUGCAAGAGGAGAGACUGGACCUCUUGGUCCUCCCGGAAAUCCCGGAUUAGUUGGAUCGAUUGGACCUCAAGGAAAAAUUGGACCACCGGGUAAUCCGGGAAUUCAAGGUGUGAAAGGAGCGCCGGGAGAAGUAGGUCGUCCCGGUAAUCCUGGAUCCACUGGCAGUCCCGGACCGUCAGGAUCUGAUGGCGCAAAAGGAGAAAGUGGCGGUGAAGGAUCGCCGGGGUCACCUGGAGCGACUGGAAGUCCAGGACCGCAGGGCGAUAGAGGCUUGCCAGGAUUACCAGGACUCACUGGACCUACAGGCGCAAGAGGAUCUCGUGGAGCUCCGGGAGAAAUUGGCCCGUUAGGAAAACAAGGCCCUGAAGGACUUUCUGGCCCUCCAGGAAUAACGGGACCUAUCGGUCCUCCGGGUCCUGUGGGCGAAGCUGGAGUAGAAGGACCACCUGGAAAGCCAGGACUGCCCGGACAUAGUGGAAAGCAUGGAGAAAAAGGUCCUACUGGUGCGACUGGACCUUCUGGAAUUCCUGGAGCUCCCGGUUUGCAAGGUGCACCAGGAAGUAUUGGAAAUCCUGGACCUCCAGGAGAAAAGGGACCAAAAGGUGACACUGGAUUUCCGGGACCUGAAGGAACUCCUGGUCUUAGAGGAAAACCAGGAGUUGCUGGUCCCGAUGGUGAAAGGGGAGAAAGAGGAAUAGAUGGUGCAAAAGGAAUGAAAGGACAUCGAGGUUUCAUUGGUUUACAAGGAUUGCCUGGAUCACAGGGAUUACCGGGCGACAAAGGAGCAUCAGGAAAUCCUGGCUUGCCAGGCAAGGACGGAGAGCAUGGCAUGAGAGGAAAUCCUGGUCGAGACGGAAGCCCAGGACUUUUGGGACCAACUGGAAACCCUGGACCAAGAGGACCACCUGGAGAUGGUCGUCAAGGACCUUCUGGUCCACCGGGUCCACCCGGACCGCCAGGACCUCCUGGAGAUGGCAGUUUAGGAUACGAUGCUGCUUCGCUCGCUGCCUAUUUUAAUAUGGGCCAGGGUUCAAGUAAGGGACCAUCGGAUUCACCUCUUGGCGAUGAACCAGCGAGAUAUUUUGGCAAUGAAAUGUCGCCCGAGGAGAAAAAGGAAUUCAUCGCGAAAAUGCAAAAUCGUCUGGAGAAUUAUGUGAAAACAAUGACAAAGCCAAGUGGCGAGAAAAAUUCCCCAGCGAAAACGUGUGGCGAUCUUUUUGCAACUCAUCCCGAUAAAAAAUCAGGAGAAUAUUGGAUUGAUCCAAAUGGAGGUGAUACACAAGAUUCAAUUUUGGUGCAUUGUGAUGCUGAGAAACGUUCAACGUGCUUAUUAUCAAAUCCAAGUCGAACAAAAGAAAUUAAUUACAUUGGAGGAGAACAAGAAAUUUGGCUUAGUGAGAUUAAACCCAGUAUCAAGGUGACAUAUAAAGCCGACAACAACCAGAUAAGUUUCUUGCAAAUGUUAUCGAAACAAGCUGAGCAAAAUAUUACUUAUCACUGUAAAAAUAGCGUUGCGUAUUUUGAUUCAGAACGCAAAAAUUAUAGACGAGGAAUGAAACUUUUGGCCUGGAAUGACGUGGAGUUGGCAGCGAGAGGAAAUCGACGGCUUAAAUACGAUGUUGUCAUGGACGAAUGUCAGUUUCGAGCGAAGGAUUGGGCUAAGACAAUAAUUACUUACAAAACUGACAAGCCGCUUAGACUUCCAAUUUUGGAUUUAGCAAUGCGAGACAUUGGAAAUGAAGACCAAAGUUUUUGGAUAGAAAUAGGAUUCGCUUGCUUCCAAUAAUUUGUUUAAUAGAACUUACAAAAUAUAUUUUUUUUAAAUUCAGAUUGUUGAUGUCAAAAUAAAUUACUAAUUUUACUUUUCCACCUUAUUUUUAUAAAUUAUAUAUUAAUUUAUAAACUAUAAUUUAUAAUUAUACAAUAUAUAUAAUUAAUUUAUACAAUUAUAUAUAAAAUUUGCUUUCUCAUUCCUUAUUUAAAAACCGACUGAUCAAAAGACUUUCAAUUUAUUUACCAAUUUAAGCAAAAAUAAUUCGUGGAAGUAAAAUGUAAAUGGAGAAAGUAAAUUUAAAAUUAUUUUGACAGCAACUAUUUCUUUCGGAUGAUAAAUCAAUGAAAAUUGUUCAUGAAAAUCAUAAAUUUUAGGAAUUCAGGAUACUUAACAUAUAAUUUAAUUAAUCCACUCCUAUUAGUUUGUACAUAAGAAUUUCUAUACUUUUUAUUAAAGAAUAUUACAGAAUUCA